AUGGGUUCCAGAUUCCCAUCUCAUCAGCUCAGCAAUGGUCUAUACGUAUCAGGCAGGCCUGAGCAGCCAAAAGAAAGAGCACCUACGAUGGGCUCAACGGCCAUGCCCUAUACUGGUGGCGAUAUCAAGAAGUCGGGAGAGCUGGGGAAAAUGUUUGAUAUCCCUAUGGACGGGUCCAAGUCUAGGAAAUCUGGACAACUAACCAGUGCCCCUUCAAGGACUGGAUCAUUUGGAGGUGCUGCUUCUCAUUCAGGUCCCAUUAUGCCUAAUGCUGCAGCUCGAGCUAACUAUACGACAUCAGGUCCUGUAUCUUCUGGAGGCAUGACUGGUUCUACUUCAGUAAAAAAGACUAAUUCUGGGCCACUCAAUAAGCAUGGGGAACCAUUGAAGAAGUCUUCUGGCCCUCAAUCUGGUGGAGUGACACGUCAGAACUCGGGCCAUAUUCCACCAGUUCUUCCCACAACAGGUCUUAUCACGUCUGGACCCAUAUCUUCAGGUCCACUAAAUUCCUCUGGGGCCCCUAGAAAGGUAUCUGGACCUUUAGAGUCCAUGGGAUCAAUGAAAUUACAAAGUUCCUCUGUUGCUCACAAUCCAGCAGUGACUACUCUUGGCCAAGAUGAUUAUUCUUUCAGAAAGAACUUCCCAAAGACAAUAUUGUGGUCUGUGAUACUGAUAUUUGUGAUGGGGUUCAUAGCUGGUGGUUUUAUUCUUGGAGCGGUCCACAAUGCCAUACUCCUUGCUGUUGUGGGAAUUCUUUUCGCUGCAGUUGCUGCUUUGUUCACUUGGAAUACUUGUUGGGGAAGAAAUGCUAUCGUAAAUUUCAUUUCUCGUUAUCCUGAUGCUGAGCUCAGAACUGCUAAAAAUGGGCAAUAUGUGAAAGUCUCUGGGGUGGUUACCUGUGGUAAUGUGCCCCUUGAGUCAUCCUUCCGGAGAGUUCCUAGAUGCGUGUACACAUCUACAAGUUUAUAUGAGUACCGAGGAUGGGAUUCAAAACCAGCAAACCCUACACAUCGUCGAUUUACAUGGGGACUUAGAUCAUCAGAGAGGCACAUAGUGGACUUCUACAUCUCUGAUUUCCAGUCUGGGUUGAGAGCAUUAGUUAAGACUGGCUAUGGUGCAAGAGUUACUCCUUAUGUUGAUGAGUCUGUCAUUAUUGAUGUUAACCCAGAAAACAAAGACAUGUCUCCAGAUUUUGUCAGGUGGUUGGGAGAGAGGAAUCUUUCAAGUGAUGACCGUACGAUGCGAUUGAAAGAAGGGUACAUCAAGGAAGGUAGCACAGUUAGUGUGAUGGGAGUUGUCCAGAGAAAUGACAAUGUGCUUAUGAUUGUCCCUCCACCAGAGCCUUUGACAACUGGAUGCCAAUGGAGCAAUUGUACUUUUCCGGCUAGCCUUGAAGGGGUUGUUUUGAGAUGUGAAGACUCAUCAAAAAAUGAUGUCAUACCCGUUUAG
Molecule: messenger RNA, 1449 nt
Organism: Prunus armeniaca (apricot)
Lineage: Eukaryota; Viridiplantae; Streptophyta; Magnoliopsida; Rosales; Rosaceae
Source: the annotation of a GenBank genome assembly